UGAAAUUUCUCGAAGGUGAGGCGGCCGGGCCGAGCCGGGCCGGGCCGGGCGAGGCUGAGCCGGGCCGUGCGGAGCCGGGCGCGCAGCGGGGCGGCGACCCCCAGCGCCACCGCCAUGAACCACAAGAGCAAGAAGCGGAUCCGCGAGGCGAAGCGCAGCGCCCGGCCCGAGCUGAAGGACUCGCUGGACUGGACCCGCCACAACUACUGCGAGACCUUCCCGCUCAGCCCGGCCGCCUGCAAGGAUAACGUAGAAAGGGCAGAUGCACUCCAGUUAACAGUGGAAGAAUUUGUUGAGCGUUAUGAAAAACCUUACAAGCCUGUAGUCUUGCUGAAUGCUCAGGUAGGCUGGUCUGCCCAAGAGAAGUGGACUCUGGAACGUCUCAAACGCAAGUAUAGGAACCAAAAGUUCAAAUGUGGUGAGGACAAUGAUGGUUAUUCUGUGAAGAUGAAGAUGAAGUACUACAUAGAGUACAUGGAGACCACACGUGAUGACAGCCCGCUCUACAUCUUUGACAGCAGUUACGGAGAGCAUCCCAAGCGUAGGAAACUCCUGGAGGACUACAAAGUGCCCAAAUUCUUCACUGAUGAUCUAUUUCAGUAUGCUGGAGAGAAACGAAGGCCACCUUACAGAUGGUUUGUGAUGGGCCCACCUCGUUCUGGAACAGGAAUCCACAUUGAUCCCUUGGGAACUAGUGCUUGGAAUGCCUUAGUCCAGGGACAUAAGCGUUGGUGCCUGUUCCCCACCAGCACUCCUAGAGAGCUGAUCAAAGUGACCCGAGAAGAGGGAGGGAACCAACAGGAUGAGGCUAUCACUUGGUUCAAUGUCAUAUAUCCUAGGACACAGCUACCCACCUGGCCUGCUGAAUUCAAACCCCUGGAAAUCUUACAGAAGCCAGGCGAGACGGUCUUUGUGCCAGGUGGCUGGUGGCAUGUAGUUCUCAAUCUUGACACAACUAUUGCCAUCACACAAAACUUUGCCAGCUGUACCAACUUCCCUGUGGUGUGGCACAAGACAGUAAGAGGAAGGCCCAAAUUAUCACGGAAAUGGUACAGGAUCCUAAAGCAGGAACAUCCUGACUUGGCAGCAUUGGCUGAUUCAGUUGAUCUACAGGAAUCUACUGGUAUUGCUUCUGAUAGUUCUAGUGAUUCUUCCAGUUCUUCAAGUUCUAGCUCCUCAGACUCUGAUUCAGAGUGUGACUCUGGCUCUGAGACAGAGGGAAUGAUGCAUCGGAGGAAAAAGAGGCGAACGUGUAGCAUGAUGGGUAAUGGAGAUACAACUUCCCAAGAUGACUGUGUGAGCAAAGAGCGCAGUUCCUCCAGGAUUAGGGAAUCUUGUGGAGGCCGCAGUUACCCCUGAGCGAUGAUAACACUCGUCUAGAGGCAGCUGCCAUUUGAAGCUCCGUUAGCAGCCAGCCAGCUCUGUUCUACCCCCUUCUGCUCCCAUUUCUCAUGGUCCUUAAGUUUUGUCACUUCUUCGAUCCAAACGUCUGUCUUCGUUAUGCACUGUCGAAGGUUGGCUCCUUACUAACUUGCAGGGGAAUACCCUGACUCAUUGUGCAAUGCUUUGUCCCCUCUGUGCCCCAAGUGAGUGCACUAACUACCCAGCUUUGGGUAAGGACAUGCCAAGUAUUUAAUGGUUCACAUAACUGGCAAGGAAGACAACGGUCAGUUUUUAAAGAACUCUUUUAAAAAACAGCAGGUAGAUCUAGAAACCUGCCUUGCUUUGACACUGUCGUAUGUUUACAUGUUGUCCUGUACACUUGAGGAAAGGAACACCAGCCCUCCUGGUCUAUCAGAACGUCCGACGGAUUUUGUACCAGAAUUUCAGGAAGGGAAGGUGGUAUGAAUGCUUCAAACACUGAAGUAACUUCAGUGGAGGUGACCACCUAUCUGAAGCAUCUUUUGUGGUCUUAAUCUACGUGCAUGCAUCUAAACCAGCCUGAGUAGUUUAUAAGGUGUAACACCUUAACCAGCAACAGUCCAUUUACUUUGCUCUGUGUCUAAGAUGAAUAGCAACAAAGAUGCACUAGCACCUUGCUACAGAAAGCUUGAGGGAACAGGUGAAUCUUGGAGUUUCUUGCACAGCAAAAACCAGCAGUUGCCAGUAGUUACAUUUCUUCAGGUGCAGGAGUGACGAUUAUCACUAGGCAAUAACUGGCAGGUUCUGACUCUUACAUAGUAACAAUAGUUGCUCGGCUUUAAAUACCAAGCAGUUACAGUGCCAUGGGCUUAUUCAGGCCAGUGCAGUUCAACACAAGUGAUUCUUUGAGGUUGUGGGUUCAGAAAUUUCCAGAACUAGGGGUGCCAGUUUUAAAGGACUGGGAGGGGGGCAUAAUGUUAUCCUCUUUUUUUUUUAAUGUGAUGUGAUGCUUGAGUCUGUGUAGAUGCAUUUGAAUUAUGCCAAGUGGAGCUCUCGUCCUGAAGGGAUAUGUUGGAGCUGCUGGUUUUCUUUAGCAGGGGCUGUGGUAGUGGCAAUACAGAGGUUGAUCUUGCUGAAGCUGUGCUACAAGAAAAUGAUCCUUUAUCCUCUAAUCUGAACAGCACAGCCAGAAGCUGGCUGUGUUGAAAUACUUUUUUAGGUACUUUUUUGAGACUGAGGAGAGGGCAUUAGAUCUAAUUUCAGUGUUGCUGUUUGGAAGGGGAAACUUGGAAGAGGAAGUGGUGUGCAUCUGCUAAACUGCAGUCCAGAUCCUGGUCACUUAAAAAAAGCAGAUUGGCAGCCUUAACCUUGACUUUCUUACACGUGCUGGGCUUGAUAGAAUGCAGAAUGUUACUUGUUUGGGUUUGUCCAUUUUAACUUCUUUUAACCUUUUCUUAUUUAAACACCCCCUCCCAUUUUGGAGACCAGACCGUAUCCCAUUGUACAGAGGAACCCUAUUUAUAUUUGUUAGGAUUUGUGUCUGAAUAUUCUGUGCCAGUCAGUUAAUGUAGGAGCAGCAUGGUGGUGGAAAACUGGAAGGAGGGAAGGCUUAUUGGUACACUCCUUAGCUGUCCAGACUCCUGAACUUCCUGAUGAUAAGCAAGCUUGCUACGUAGACUGCUGGAUGUUCUUCCACAAGACUACUCUAAAGAAAUCUUCCCAAACUUGCAGCAUUUCUGGCCAAGAUUGCCUUUUUUUUCUGCCCAGUUCAAAGCAUAUAGUCCUUAUCAGGUAGAGCAAGCUGCAACUGCCGCUUCUUGGAAGAGUACAGGCAAAGGCUCAGAAGUCCCUGCUGCUGUCAGGGUGAGGGGAGCCCUUUUUAGAAAACUUCCUACUGUUGUUUGAGCAAGGCUGCCUACCGUCUUGGCGGUUGCUGAGUAAGGUAAGAUGGCUUAUGUUGUAGCUUUCUAUUGCUUUCAGCACAUGUGGUUACAGCUUUACCAUCUGAAAGUCUUACAUGUUCUUGAAAGUCUGAUUGCUGUGACAGGAAAGCCACACCUGUUCCAUCAGAAGCACAGCUGGAAGAUCCAGAAUGCAGAAUACUCCUCUGUGCCUAUGAACUCUUCAGUAGCGUGAAAUAAAAUUUCAUAUUGAAGCCUGUGUUCGUUUGACAUCCCUUAUUGAAAGGCAAUGUGUUUGAAAUGAACUGCAGGCAUUGUAAUACCAGCAACGCUGUACUGAUCUAUCCACAAGGCACUUUUUAAUUUGAAACAAAGGUAUGUUUCUUUAGGUUACCUGGGAAUUGGGAGUACUGGGAUCUCUGGUUCUUCUGCUCAUGGGCUGUUGCCUUGGCCAAACCGGUGAGCUUAUGUCUUUGUUUUAUUAGAUGGAAAAAUACCUACCUCACAGGGGUGUUGUGAGGCUGAAAUGUAAUUACUGUGUAAGACGCUUUGAGGUUCUUCUCUUGCAGAAAGUACUCCAGAAAUGCUAAGCAAGCUGAGACUUUCUAAGCUGGCAUUAGUUUUUCCUACCAGAAUGCAUUAGGCAUGCUGUUCAGCACUUCUGGCCACUUGGCUCUGUAGUGGCCCCUUCAGAAUCAUUAUGGAGUAUACAAAUUGUGUCCAAAGGAGGCUGCUUGUUUUUGCCAUUGUUUUAAUUGUUGGCAUUUUGUGGCCUGUUUUAAAGAGGACGUCCUGUUAGAUCAGGAUUUUUCUAAAUUGGGCUAGAUAAUCAGAGAGUCAGCCUCACUGGCCUUAUAGGAUGGAGGGAGGAACUGGUCCUUCUGAGGCCCUUGUGCCUAGCCCCAUGCUCGUGGGGAGCUGAUGGGGGAGAGUGGUUUCUGCACGUGCUUGCUUCCCAAACGGAGGCAGGGCUCGGAGCAUGGCGGUCCGCUGAGUCCAGACCCAAAGCAGCAGAGCUGCUCUGCCUCGCUCCCCGCUAGCGCUUUGUCAGCGCGCCCCGCGGCCGUGCUUCGGGGGCUCGCGCGUUCCCUGGGCUGCCUUAGCGAGCUGGAUGUGCGCUCUGGGCUUCCUGAUCUUACCGUGCGUGGCGGUGUCGCUGUCCUGCCCGCACUGGCCGAAUGUAAGGGAUUUGUGAGCUGUGGCCAUGCCCUUAGUCCGGUAACCGAUACGGAUUUAUCUCCUGUGACAGUUCGGGAAUAAACAAAUAACUAUCCCAGCGGAGCUGUAGAUGUUAGCGACAUGUGCGCGUAGCUCGGCACCUGGCCUCCGCACAAGUGCGCCGGGGGCAGGUGACUCCCCGGGAGGAAGCGCUGGCCUACCUUCCUCCUCUCUCCAACUCCAUCCGCUGACUCCAGGUUCUCAAUUACAUUGAGCCUCUCCAAACGCUUAGGAAAAAGGCAGCAACCUCUUUCAUGAUUAACCUAGACCCUUUUCCUCCCUGAAUUCCCAGCCAUCAUAGGGCAGGAGGUAAGACUGUUGGUUGAAAUUAAAUCUGAAAUGCCUGUGUGGGCUACUCCUAAAGUGAGUUUUUGACAUUCCCCUCCGAUGGGCAGAGGAGGGAGGAAAGAAAGCUUGCUGGUUCAUGUGACAGUCACACUGUCAGCUCUAAGCCCUGCCACUGCCAUUAGAUGCUUUUAUCACCCCAUCCAGCACAGCUGGGUUAUUCUUAAUUGUCUUGUUUGGAUGAUUGUGUUUUUGCUUUUUAUUUGAAAUAAAAUCAAUUAUUUUGCAUUA
Messenger RNA from Rhea pennata, 5057 nucleotides. RefSeq names its product jumonji domain containing 6, arginine demethylase and lysine hydroxylase (gene JMJD6). Lineage: Eukaryota; Metazoa; Chordata; Aves; Rheiformes; Rheidae. Gene Ontology annotation, cellular component: nucleus; cytoplasm. Bases 115 to 1359 code for a protein of 414 amino acids. The transcript is spliced from 7 exons. The record is from RefSeq and is a predicted model, not a curated record. Gene Ontology annotation, biological process: phagocytosis. Gene Ontology annotation, molecular function: P-TEFb complex binding; histone H4R3 demethylase activity.